GUCAUAUGUAAGCAGCGCCACUAAUUCUAGGGAAAAUGAUUUGAUUGAGUACGUUUUGUAAUUAGUUACAUGCAGAGAUACGAUGGCUAAAUAUUUAAUACAAAUUAUCAUAACUGGAACGCAAGUUAUCGGUAAAGCUUUUAUACGAGCAAUACGUCAAGAAUUGGCAGCAAGUGAAGAGGCUGCACGUAGAGCCGGAGGAGGUGAAAGAGGUGCACGACAUGCAGCCACUAACCUACGUACAGGCAUGACUUUGAACGAAGCAUUACGUAUUCUUAACGUAGAACGACCUGAUCAAACGGAACUAAUUGAACAAAAUUAUAAAUAUUUAAUGGAGGCAAAUGACAGAUCCAGAGGUGGGUCAUUUUAUUUACAAUCUAAAGUUGUCAGAGCAAAAGAACGCAUCGACGAAGAAAUGAAAUACCAACCACCAUCUCCAAAUAUAAAUUCAACUAAACAAGAAGCUUCUAAAACGUUCUAGUAUACUUACCUAUAAAUAUAAAUUCUUCUACUGAAUUCUAGGAAUCUGUACAUAUUAUGAUAUAUAAUACCAUUAAUAAAUACUACGAACUCUGUGAUUAUUUGAAAUAGA
Vespa velutina is the source of this 592-nucleotide messenger RNA. It is a transcript of the gene blp, whose product is annotated as mitochondrial import inner membrane translocase subunit Tim16-like. The coding region runs from base 83 to 481 and encodes 132 amino acids. Gene Ontology annotation, biological process: protein import into mitochondrial matrix. The transcript has a single exon. The record is from RefSeq and is a predicted model, not a curated record. Lineage: Eukaryota; Metazoa; Arthropoda; Insecta; Hymenoptera; Vespidae. Gene Ontology annotation, cellular component: TIM23 mitochondrial import inner membrane translocase complex.